Drosophila virilis is the source of this 2189-nucleotide messenger RNA. It is a transcript of the gene Snmp1, whose product is annotated as Sensory neuron membrane protein 1. Gene Ontology annotation, cellular component: cytoplasm; membrane. Gene Ontology annotation, molecular function: scavenger receptor activity. The record is from RefSeq and is a predicted model, not a curated record. NCBI's taxonomy places the organism in Eukaryota, Metazoa, Arthropoda, Insecta, Diptera, Drosophilidae.
CAGACCUCAGCCGAACGUUGGGCGAUUCAAAUCAGUUUUUUCAGUAGUGCGGCAACUGUGAACGGGUAGCAUCGCAAUAAAAACACUUGGCCACAAAUUAAUAAGCAAAAAUCUUAUUUAAACUAAUCAACAAGAUGUUGGUCCAUCGAAUGAAAUUGCUAACAGCCUCCGCUGGCAUUCUUCUGUUUGCAAUUAUAUUCGGCUGGGUACUAUUUCCACAGAUCUUAAAAUUUAUGAUAUCGAAGCAAGUCACGCUCAAGCCGGGCACUGAUAUACGUGAUCUUUGGUCGGCCACGCCUUUUCCGUUGCAUUUUUAUAUCUACAUAUUCAAUGUGACCAAUCCCGAAGAGGUCGCCGAGGGCGGCAAGCCGCGCGUACAAGAGAUCGGACCAUUUGUCUUCGACGAGUGGAAAGACAAAUAUGAUUUGGUCGAUGAUGUCGUUGAGGAUACGGUAUCUUACAAUAUGCGAAACACUUUCAUAUUUAACGAGAAGGCCUCAAGUCCGCUGACGGGCGAGGAAAUUAUCACCUUACCACAUCCAUUGUUACAGUCUAUUGGAAUAACCGUGCAACGUGAGCGUGCGGCUAUGAUGGAAAUGGUUGCCAAGGCGCUGGCGAUUGUCUUUCCGGACGCAAAGCCAUUUCUCACUGCCAAGUUCAUGGAUCUAUUUUUCCGUGGCAUCGAUGUGGACUGUUCCUCGGAUGAAUUCGCUGCCAAGGCGCUUUGCACGGUCUUCUACACGGGCGAGGUGAAGCAGGCCAAACAGGUCAACCAGACACAUUUUCUGUUCUCGUUUCUGGGCCAGGCCAAUCACUCGGACGCUGGCCGCUUUACAGUCUGUCGCGGCGUCAAGAACAACAAAAAACUUGGCAAGGUCGUUAAAUUUGCCGAUGAACCAGAGAUGGACAUGUGGCCGGGAGAUGAGUGUAACCGUUUUGUGGGCACAGAUUCCACGGUCUUUGCGCCGGGCAUGAAACAGGAAGCGGGCUUGUGGGCCUUUACGCCAGACAUUUGCCGCUCAUUGGGUGCUAUCUACCAGCGGAAGACUACAUAUCAUGGCAUGCCUGCACUUAGAUAUACCCUAGAUCUGGGCGAUGUGCGUCUGGAUGAGAAGCUGCACUGUUUCUGCGAUGAUCCCGAGAAUUUGGAGACCUGUCCGCCCAAGGGCACCAUGAAUCUAGCACCUUGUGUGGGCGGUCCUUUGAUAGCCUCCAUGCCGCAUUUUCUUAAUGGAGAUCCCAAGCUGAUACAGGAUGUGGAUGGUCUGCAUCCAAAUGAGAAGGAGCACGCCGUUUUUAUAGAUUUUGAACUGAUGUCAGGCACACCCUUUCAGGCGGCUAAGCGGUUACAAUUUAAUCUGGAUGUGGAGCCUGUGCAGGGCAUUGAGCCCUUGCGGCAUCUCCGGAAGCUCAUAAUGCCCAUGUUCUGGGUGGAGGAGGGCGUGCAACUGAACAAAACCUACACCAAUAUGGUCAAAUACACGUUGUUUCUUGGUCUGAAGUUUAAUUCCGGCCUGCGCUGGACCCUAAUCACUCUGUCGCUAGUCGGUUUCAUGUCUGCCGGUUAUUUGUUUUAUCAGAAAUCAGAUAGUCUGGAUAUAACCGUGCCACCCAAUAUAAUCAGGGAAUCAAAUAAGGUAGCUAAUGCGCCAAAACCCGAUAGACAACAGCAGCCCAAAGCACACUUGGUGCCCCUACCCGGCGUAAAUCUGUCCAAUCCGAAAGUGGAGCACAGGGACCGCUACUAACCGACUUGCGUCAUCAUUCUAGUUGUUGUUGUUGUUGUAUUUUGUAGUUGAAAGCACCUGUAGUCCAAUAAGCACGCGCUAAUAAAUAAGGCAAAGCCCAAUCAGCUGUUCAGCCGAGUCGCCAAACUAGUUUAGGCCUAGCUCGCUGCACUUGACAAGCGUCUUCAAUGAUUGCCAACGAUCGCUGCUCACUAGGCAAAGCCCAGACAAGAGAUGAAUGACAACAGUUUUGCGCACUCAUGACACCAAUAAUGUGCAACGAUCGAUCGCUGAUCGUAUGCUCAGUAACCGAACUAAUAAGAUCCAUUCGUAAAAUUGAUACUCAUUAGAAGAGAACGCUUGGUAUGGGCCAUGAUCGGUUAGCAUAUUGAUAAUUUGUGAACUUGAAGAUCGCGCGUUCUUAAAGAAGCAAUUUUCAUUAAACGAGCACCUGAUGCGAAA